Python bivittatus (Burmese python) is the source of this 1678-nucleotide messenger RNA. The record is from RefSeq and is a predicted model, not a curated record. NCBI's taxonomy places the organism in Eukaryota, Metazoa, Chordata, Lepidosauria, Squamata, Pythonidae.
CCAGUCUAAUAGCUGAUGAGAACAAAGCUUUUAUACCACCAGUAUUUAGCCUAUUUUUAUAGGUACAAUGUAAUACCACCUUUUAAAUCCAUUUUUCUUGCUUCCUUAGCUUUUCCUUGGUUUGGCUUGGACAUCGGAGGGACUUUGGUGAAGCUGGUUUAUUUUGAACCCAAAGACAUCACAAUGGAGGAGGAGGAGGAAGAAGUGGAGAACCUGAAAAGCAUUAGGAAAUAUCUGACCUCCAACACUGCCUAUGGAUCCACAGGCAUUCGAGAUGUCCACUUGGAGCUAAAGGACCUUACGCUGUGUGGACGUAAAGGCAAUCUGCACUUUAUUCGCUUUCCUACUUAUGACAUGCCUGCUUUUAUUCAGAUGGGCAGUGAAAAACAUUUCUCGAGCCUCCACACUACUUUAUGUGCCACUGGAGGUGGAGCGUAUAAAUUUGAGCAGGACUUUCGCACAGUGGGUGACCUUCGGCUGUGCAAAAUGGAUGAACUUGACUGCCUUAUAAAGGGAGUUCUCUACAUUGAUUCAGUGGGGUUCAAUGGACACUCGGAGUGCUACUAUUUUGAAAACCCCACAGAUCCUGAAAAAUGUCAGAAGGUCCCCUUCAACUUGGAGAAUCCCUACCCUCUCCUUUUGGUGAACAUCGGCUCAGGGGUCAGCAUCUUAGCAGUCUAUUCCAAAGACAAUUACAAGCGAGUGACAGGGACCAGCCUUGGAGGAGGAACAUUUUUUGGCCUCUGCUGUCUUCUGACCGGCUGCUCCACCUUUGAAGAGGCUCUUGAAAUGGCAUCCCUUGGAGACAGCACAAAAGUGGACAAACUAGUGCGGGAUAUUUAUGGAGGGGACUAUGAGCGCUUCGGGCUGCCAGGUUGGACCAUAGCAUCCAGCUUUGGAAACAUGAUGAGCAAAGAGAAACGAGACGCAGCCAGUAAGGAGGACCUGGCGCGAGCAGCCUUGAUCACCAUCACCAACAACAUUGGCUCCAUCGCACGAAUGUGCGCACUGAAUGAGAACAUUAAUAGAGUGGUUUUUGUGGGGAACUUCUUGCGAAUCAAUACCAUCUCCAUGAAGUUUCUGGCAUAUGCUUUGGACUACUGGUCAAAGGGACAACUGAAGGCGCUUUUCCUGGAACAUGAGGGAUAUUUUGGAGCAGUGGGGGCUCUUCUGGAGCUUUUGGAAUCAGCCUGAAUCCACUGAGAGUCUGGACCCCAGAUUCAACAGGGGAUUUCUAACCAAGAUGGAACAUCUGUGUUCAUUUAAUUUUAUUUGUAAAAACAACUACCUAUUAAUAGCUGCAGUGACUGUGAAUGACGUCUUCAGUCUUUGCAGAGAAGGACAAAUAGAGUUUUUUGUUCUUAAAGGUAACUGGAUAUAGGUUAGUUGGUCAGAAUGCUUAUCUGUACAUGAAACUGUGUGAAUUGUGUGGAUCCAAAAUGUUAAGAUGUGCAUUUGCUCAAUCUUGUGUCAAGCAACAUUUCUUCCAUGGACUUUGAGGUGGCUGCAGCUGUCACUUCAUGUCUUCUAGGAAUUAUUUUAAGUAUUGUUCUAUUUACUAAUCUUGUAUAAACUCUUGAAGGGCUGUGUGCAUUUUCAUAAUGGCAUCAAGAUGUGCAGACUAUGAAAACACACCUAAAAUAUUAAAUCUGUUUUCUUAAAAGAGCAGUUUUUGUCC